This is a messenger RNA of Protopolystoma xenopodis, 642 nucleotides long. The record is from the annotation of a GenBank genome assembly. NCBI's taxonomy places the organism in Eukaryota, Metazoa, Platyhelminthes, Monogenea, Polystomatidea, Polystomatidae.
GCGACUGGGUCCGGUUCUUCGUCCCCCAGUGACACACUUCAACAGCGUCAGCAACAACAACAACACCCAAAGGAACUCUUUUCUGCUGACGAUAACCUUGAUCCACGACUUCAGCCUCUCCCAACGACUGGUUUGACCUGCCUGACCGGCCUACGCCUAUCCAAUAGCGCUGCACAUCGUCUUCUACUGUUGGGCAGUGGAGCCAUCCGCUACCGGCAGACCGACCGGUCAGGGUCUCCGGGGCGGGAUGACGACUCUCAGGGUUUCCCGGGAGCCGGGACUAUCUGCGGCCUAGGCUCUGCCUCCUCAAGCAACUCUUCACUCUUUUCCUCCUCUUCUUCCACCUCCUCUUCCAACUUCAAUUCAGCUUCCGUAACCGCAGUUACGGCUACCGCAGCCUUUGCCGCAGGGCAGGCCAGUCGGUCACUGGUGGAGCUGCGUUGUCGAGGCAGAGGUGGAUCGGGCGCCAGUGUACUUCCGUUCUUGCAGGCAAAUGGCUUUGCCAGUCGUCGAAUCAUUUAUUCAAACCUGGCUGCGAGAAUAUCUGCAGCAACAAAAUCACUUAUCAGCGCAUCCACGGCCGUCAUGCCAGUGAAAAGUGGAUUGGGAACUGUUGGAUACAAAAGUGGAAUUAACUUAUGA